Bombus huntii is the source of this 2584-nucleotide messenger RNA. RefSeq names its product arginine kinase. Gene Ontology annotation, molecular function: creatine kinase activity. The annotation marks the transcript as partial. The transcript has a single exon. Gene Ontology annotation, biological process: phosphocreatine biosynthetic process. The record is from RefSeq and is a predicted model, not a curated record. NCBI's taxonomy places the organism in Eukaryota, Metazoa, Arthropoda, Insecta, Hymenoptera, Apidae.
CGUUCGAGGAAAACAGUUCCCGGAGGCGACACGUAUUCCGCGCGUCGAGACAUAACCGAACCAGAGACCCUGGCUACCUUGGAGAGAUGUUUCCGUCUUCUGAUCGGCGUAAGACACGGUACGACGCCAAAAUCUGCCGGGAACUCCGGCACACUGAUCGGCCGUUGCCUGAAACGGCCCGUAUUCGAUCGUAUCAAGCACCGUGUGACACGCAUGGACCACAAUCUCUUUGAUGUGAUCUGGCCCGCUUUAAAAAAAUACGGUAACUCGGCUUGCAACAGCAAGGCGGGCAGCGCUUAUUCGGUGGUCAGCAACGUGGACGAGCACGAGUCUGUGUCGGUGGUAGCGCCGGACUACGAAAGUUACAUCGUGUUCGCAGACUUUUUCGACCCUCUGAUCAGGGACAUACAUUGCGUGACUGCCAGCGGUGAUCUUCCCGACCACCCUCCGCCGAGGUUCUUUUACAACGAGAACGACGACAGCGAAGAGAAUGCCGACACGUUGGACGAACUGACAGUGUCGGCGAUCGAGGCGUACGACCUCGAUCCUCCGGCCAAAUACGUUCAAGCUGCUGUGAUAGAGUGUUGCAGAAAUCUGGAAAGUUACACGCUUCCCUUGACGCUUACGGUGAACCAGCUGGAAGAGGUGGAACGAGAGAUCACCAGUGAAUUGAUGAGCCAAGAGAUCUCGGCAAUGGUGGCGGAGGGUAGCAGCGAGGACGAGGCCGGAACUUACUUUACCCUUAGCGAAAUUCUGGAUCAACCGAGUCCGAUCAGAGCCCAACUGGCAGCAGCCGGUUUGCUAUUGCCUAUUACGGAUCUUGAAGUUCACGAUGACAAACGUCUUCAUGGGAAGCACUGGCCUUACGGCCGAGGAGUUUACGUCGCCUCUGCCGGUGACCUAGCUGCUUGGGUGAACGUUCAGGAUCACCUGAGGGUUAUUUGUCGCACCAGCGAGAACAGACCGGGUUCGAUCGGUCGUGGCUACGUAAGGCUGGCGAAGGUGAUGACGAUGCUCGACGAAAGAAUGAAAUUCAAGAGAGACAAGAAGCUGGGCUUCCUCGGCGCACGACCGUACGCCAUUGGCAAUACUCUUAGGUUUAACGCGAUAAUCAGGUUCCCGGAAUUGUCGAAGGAAUUUGAUCAUUUGAAGCAUCUGUGUGUAGUUCGUGGAUUAAGCAUACAAGAAACAGCGAAACGGGAUAUGGUUCGAAUCGGUAACCAGCAAUCGUUGAGUAUCACCGAGCUGCAGACCCUUCAAGAUUUCUCCAGAGCUGUUCUGAAUAUCCUGGCGUUGGAGAAGGAACUAUCGAUAAACAAUUCGUUGAAGAUUGCAACUUUGAUCGCGGGAAUUUUCCGCAAACGGAACAGUGCUAAACGUUUCCAGAAUUAAAAUCGUCGCGGAGAGGGGACGCUAAAACGAUCAACGAAAGACUCUGUCUUUCCUCGUCCAUGUUAUUCAACGCUCCUAUACUUUUUUUCUUUCUUUUUCAUUUUUCUUUUUUUCCUUUUUCUUUUUUCUUGAUAACCGAAUAAUACGCUUAUACGUGGAAUGCUUGUGUGAUAAUUCCGUAUAUCGAGCCGAUGCGUCGAUUGACCGUCCAUAAGCAAACUAAAGUCGAAAGUGAAAAGUGGAAAGUGGAAAGUCGAAAGUCGAAAGUGAGAGGAGAGAAAAGGAAAGAGACGGGUUGGGACGUUGGAAAGACGUGUGCGAACGUUAUUCUAUUUCUCGUGCACCGAAUUAAUUAAACGAAAAUGAAAGAUUAGCUGCUCGCAGGGACGCUGGAUUUUGUUCGUUAGGUUAGUAAAAUGAACCAUUGGUAUAUGGUACAUGGGCAAUUGUUAAGACGCUUUGACAUGUUGUCGCACGACACCAUGCUUGUCUACCUACACGUAAAGUGUGUAUACGUACCUAAAAACCGGCUAAAAUCGGCUACACAGAGAUUCUAUAUAAAUUGAAUAAUAUCGCAAGAUGAUUUAUGUGUCAUGCACGAGCUGUUCGAUGUUCACACGAAACAGAAAUGGCGUAGCACGUGUCUUUCCAACUUGAACCGACGAACCGUACGUUUUUACGAGUGGCUACUGUACGCGAACGAUUAUACGUAAACGAAAAUCCUCUAUCGCUUCUAUCGCAUCUAUCGCUUCUAUAGCUUCUAUCGCUUCUAUCGAUGUAACUCCUAUCGUAAAAUUCUCUUACUCGUGUGUAAACCUGCUUCCGCAUACCGAGAUCGUUGUAUCGUGCUAGAUUUGUUUGUGCGCAACGCGUUUUCCAAAGUGCAACCAACAGCUGUGCACUCAAUGUUCACAAUGCACCUAUCUUUUGCGAAGAAUCUGCCUCUUUCGUAUUUUCAAACAAGAUGGAUAAGAUAAAUAAGAAAAAACGAGCAAAGCAUUAGCAACGUAUUGCGCCUCGAUCGAUGUAAAUUAAUUAAAUCGAUGUAAAAGAAAAGCCAGAGAUCCCAUAAUAAUGAUCGAAUAAUAAUUUAUUACGCUUUAUAAAGCGGAGAAAUAGGUGCAAUAUGUUUUUGCCUUUUGUAUCUUCUAGUCGAUGAAAAUAAAAGUGUUAUUCGCUUUUCAGACGACAA